Cyclocybe aegerita is the source of this 423-nucleotide messenger RNA. The record is from the annotation of a GenBank genome assembly. NCBI's taxonomy places the organism in Eukaryota, Fungi, Basidiomycota, Agaricomycetes, Agaricales, Hemipholiotaceae.
UGUCUCGAUUUCUGUCUGCCAUUAAGAAUAGCGUUUCUCGUCGUCUCGGCGCUCAGGUAUCCCCUCCAGCGUUCGUUCUUGUCACCAGGCAACCGCAACUAGAACCUCAAGGUCGGUAUCAACCUGGUGGAUACCAUCCCGUCCGUCCUGGUGAAAUCUAUAAUCAACGCUAUCGCAUUCUACACAAGCUUGGGUGGGGUCAGUACUCGACUGUAUGGCUAGUUCAAGAUAUGAGGGAUGAGCGUCUAGCGACCAUGAAAAUCUUGGUAGCAGAUUUAACCAAUGAGAAGGCUGGCUACGAUGAGCGCGCUAUGUUGUUAUCUCUGCGUAAAAGAAUCCUCGCUCUCUGGGCUAUCAUCAUAUACGCCACCUCCUUGACGAUUUCAUUCACCAAGGUCCUAAUGGGACUCAUGUCUGUCUAGU